Chelonia mydas (Green sea turtle) is the source of this 15381-nucleotide messenger RNA. It is a transcript of the gene MFAP3L, whose product is annotated as microfibril associated protein 3 like. The coding region runs from base 7663 to 8817 and encodes 384 amino acids. The record is from RefSeq and is a predicted model, not a curated record. The transcript has 3 exons. NCBI's taxonomy places the organism in Eukaryota, Metazoa, Chordata, Testudines, Cheloniidae.
AGUGCUCUAUACCUCAUAGGAGAUCACUGUUAUGAAGCUAAAAGGUAAUAUUCAGAACUUCUCCAUCACUAAAACACAGCUUUCUGUGGGUGAGAUGCUACUGAACAGCUAGGAAUUUGCCAGUUGUAAGAUCACCAGUGAAUUCAACCAUACAUUUUUACAGUUGUAUUCAGACAUAACUACAUACAUGCAGGAAGAAAUUAUAAGUACAUAUUUUAAGUCUAUUUAACAGGAAAGCCUGGCAUACAACAUACAUCUAAAGCUAUAAAAGUCUGAUCCUGCAAGUUGCUCAGCACUCUGACCCUGAUUCUGCCCAGGCCAGCAUGUGCUAAACAUCAGUGGACCUAGUCACUUACUUAAUGUUCCUGCUACUCAUGUGCUUAAGUGCUUCGCUCAACUGGGGUUGCAGUUGCAACCACCUUGCAGGACUAAGCCCUAUAUAUUACGGCACAGAAGGAGUUAAUUGCAAUACAGUACUCUGGUUUUUGGUUUUUUUUUUAACAGAGGGUGUUCUCCCUCUUCCAUGUAACUCUCUUGAGAAAUACACACAAUCACAUUAAACUGGACUUCUGAAACAAUUAACAAGACCUAGGCAAUCACAUUUUUUGCUGCAGGAUAAAUUCUGCACCCACUCUGUUAUGGCCAUGCACUGGUGACAUUCAGUUGUUGAUUAGGUAUAAAACAGGCUCUUUAUCCCUAGAGAUACCACUGACUUAAAGGUCAAGUCCUAGGCUCUGUUUCCUAUUUACAGCUGCUAACAUGAAUCCAAAUAAUAUAUCAGCUUCCUGACAAGUGUGGUAUGACACUAGAGAAUAUAGCUUUGGAUUAGCUUUCUAAUAUUAGACUCACACAAAUCAUGCAACUUCCUCAAGAGUAAAUCUUUAUUAUUAAAAUGUGACUAGUUUUAUUCCUUUGGAAGUUUUCCUCCUGCUUUAACCAUCUUAUUGACAAAUUAUCUAUCAGUUUAAAUUAUUUUUAAAAAGCACUCCUCUUUAUAAAAAGCCCGGGAUAGAAAUCAUAAUAACUGUUGUUUUGCAAGAUCAAAAAGCCAGUUUUUACAAAUAAAUUUUUUAUAAAUAAAUUUUACAAAUAAAUAAAUCCUUUUACAAAUAAAUUGCAAGACCACAAAUUAUGUGAUGUUCCUAAAAUGAUCACUGUAUGAAUAAAGUUUAAAAUAACAUGAUAAUAAUAAUCUUGACUUUUCCACAAGAAAAUUAUUAUUUUAGUUGGCCAUAGACCACACAUUUCAUCUCUGCCUCCCUGAGACUCAUGAAUAAUUUGGCCAGUUCUCCCUGAUUACACAAAUACUGAAUCCUGUUGUAGGUCAUGCAGCGUGCCCUGUGUCUCUCUCAUUCAUGUGCAGUUCUGUACUCUGUGCCUCAUAUUAUUUUACAUUCAUGACAUACAAUAGCAAGUUGUUUCCAUGGUGGUAUAAUAUCUGAUAUUUAGUUCAUGCAGUGAUUGGUAAACAUCACUGUUUCAAAAGCUAAUUAUCUACAUGGAUUUAUUUUUAUGGCAGGAUAUCAGCUUACUCAGCUGGUGAAAUAAGAGGCCAGAGAAGGGCAGGAAAAAUGGUUAGAAGAAUAGCCAGUGUUUCAUACAAAGAUGAUUGAAAAAAAUAGGAUUAUUUGCCCUGGAAAGGAAAAGACUUAAAGGGUUCGAGGGAAUUCUGAAUGGCAACGCCAGCCAAACACAGUGACUCUUUGGGCUCACCCCAGGCUCACACUAGUCCGUUCUAGUUACUAUCUGGUAUUUCAUGGGGAAGACAAUGGAGGCUCAUUUAGGCCUUGACCAGGUACUGCAGUCCUCAAUUCUUCGCUCUGCUGCCUAUGAGAUCAGACUACAGGUUUCUUUACUCCAAGGUACCGAAUAGGCAAUCUGCAACUCCAAUCCCAGGUACAUAACAGAAGAGCAAAGUUUAUGGGAGUCACAGAAAAAAAUACAGAAAAAAUCAUAAAAUGAAAUAUAAACAGAAAAAUACAUACCUAGUAUGACACUAAAAAAAAUGCUCAAAAGAGGCCCCAAGUUACAGGAAAGGGGUCAAGUUGAGCACAAUAAACACUUUAUAAUCAUUUGUGGGGUGCGGUCCUCACAGCAGCCUUGUUGUGCCUUCCAGAUCCUUUCUUCACACAUCCAUGUAGUCCAGGAAGUCUCAAUCCCCUUGUUAACCACAGGCCCUCUUUUGAUGUUUUAUUUGGAGUUUUGUCUAGCCUGGCUUUCAAGUGGCAAGUGCUAAAUUAGUAGCGGGCAUUGCAUUAAGCUACACCAAAACUGGGACAGUGGAAACAAGUUUGAAAUCCAGUUCAAGGUUGGAUUUUUGUUUUUUCCUUCAAAAUGUAUGUUCCUCCCCACAAAGAUUUUUUGUUUCCUCCUGCGUUACGAGGUUUGGCACCACUAGAUAACAUCUUUGAAGAUGGGCCUUUUCAUUGUGUCAUAUAGUACAAAAACAUUUUAAACGAAAAAAUAAAUAUCCUUAACUUUACACAGUUUUCAGUCAACCUGUGGAAUUCACUGUUCCAAAAGAAAGAAGCAAGACAAAUAAUAUUGGAUUUUAAAAGCAAUUGGAUAAUUUUGUUAUUAAUAAUAUUUGUAGUUAGGUACGCUAAGGGUAUAAUAAGCAUAAUCAAAUCUCUUGCUUCACUUACUGAUCACUUAAGGUAUGAGGAUCAGAAAGGAAUUUUCUCCACAGAGAUGGGUGAUGAGAAUGGAUUACAGCGUGAAAAGCCUUCCAUACAAAGAGGGACUGAAAAAAAUGAACUAUUUGCUUUUGAAAGGCGAUGAUAGAGGUAUACAAAAUAAUGAAUGGUAUAUAAAGAUAAACUGGGAGCUCUUAAUGCAUGGUUUUGCAUAAUACAAGAAGAUGGGAACAUUCAGAGAAAUUAAAAGGCAACAAAUUUAAAGCUGACAAAAGGAAAUUGUUUUUAAUUACAUAUCACAUAAUGUUAUAGUGGUCAUUGCCCAAGAUAUCAUUGAGGCCGGAGCUUAACAGGAUUCAAAAAAGGUUUACAUGUUUAAAUGAAUAAUAAUAUCCACAGUUAUUUUAGAAAGGUUAAAAAAAAUGUAGUCCUCAUGCUUCAGGGCAUGAGCCUAUCGCUAUUUGACAGAGCAAGUAAUUUCUCCUUAUGGCAGGUUCUUCCAAUGAUCUUCUGGGGGUGAUGCACAUACCACAGAAGCAUGUGGUACUGGACACUGUAAUAACCAGUAUUCUGGACGAGAUGGACUUGUCUUCUCCAGUAUGAUACUUCUUUUGUUCUGUGCAUAGGUAGGUAUCUGCACCUGAGCAGAUUCCCAUUUUCCUCAAUGGGAACAAUGGGACACUUAGUCAAUUUCUGCUCUAGAGCCUACAUGCUUUAUCAAAAGUCCUCACCUUUCUAUGAAAGCAGGAUACUACUCAACCGGAUAUACGGACCCUUAUCUUAGAUCUGAGUUCUGCCUAUGCCACUGACAUAUGAGGCAAUCCAGACUCUCCCCUGAUUAUGGUCACUCACUAGUUGUAGUACUUCUUCCCUACUGAAUGCCAGAGCAUUCAAUGUCCUCUGUCACUGUCUUCUACCAGUUCUUCCGUCACCUUCCUCGGUUUCUCUUUCCUCUCUCAGCUACCCAAAUCAAUGCUUGCUUAGCAUGUCUCCUAUCUCCAUAUGGUGUACAUGUCCUGAUCACCUGAGCCUUCUUUCUUUGAUGAUAUUUUCUAACACGUCCUGCUCUGUCAGCUCCCUAACUUUCACAUUUGUUAUUUUGUCUUUCCAUGAAAUUCUCAAUUUCUUAAUGGCUUCUUGAGGGGUCCUUUCCAACCCAACAUUUCUAUGAUUAUAUGAAAUGUGAAGUAUGCUCCUCAGCCAUCUGUGAUGGGCAGCUUCCAAUCUCGUUGUGUUAGUCACUGUCAUCAGCCAUAUCUCCGCUCCAUACAAUAGCAUACUCAGUACAAUCACAUGGAAUAAUCUGAUCUUUAGUUUGGUUUGGAGACCUCCAUUCGAUCACAAGUUGUUCUUCCUUCCAAAAGUGGUGUUUGCUUUGCCUAAUCUCAUAUGAAUAUUUUUAUCACACCCACCUUCAAAUGUCAUCGUACUCCCCAGAUAGCAGAACACUUCUACCUGUUUAAUUUUUUCCCAUCCACGUACACCUUUUCACCUGUUCUCCAGCUUCCUAUCUUCACAAUCUUGGUUUUCUUUGCAUUUACUUUCAAUCCAAUUUUUUGCUGCUUCCUAUUCUACUUCUGAGGUAAGGGCAAUCAUUCCAUUCCAUGUCAUACUUAGGAGAGCAAUGUCGUCAGCAAAGUCAAGAUUGUGUAACUCAUCUCAGCUAACACAUUUUACACCAUCCACAAUGCCUUCUGUUGCCUGUUUCAUCACCCAGUCUCUUGCUAAUGCACAGAGGAUUAGUGAUAAUACACACCCUUGUCUAAUUCCAGGCAUAAUAUUGGACCACUUACCCAGGCCUGUAUCCAAUCAUAUUGAGCAUCUACUUCCAGAAUAUAAAUUCCUUAUUACAUGGAUCACUUUGUCUAGUAUCCAUACUUCUAGCAAUAUUCUACAGGGUCUCGUUGUGGACACUAUUGAACUCUUUCUUAAAGUCGAUAAAGUUAAUUAAGAUUGGUUUUAGCCAAGCCGUAGCUUUUUCAAUGAUCUGUCAAAUGAGUGAACAUCUGUUCAUAACAUGAACCCAGCCAGUUCUUGUAAUAUUGCAUCCACUGCCUUCUUCAUUCUAUUCAGCAUAACAGUAGCCAAUACUUUGCCCAGGAUUGAUAGCAGUACAAUACCACUCCAGUUUGUGUACUGAAUAAGAUCAUCUUUUUUUGGCAAUGCCACAAUGAUACCAUCUUUCCAGUCUUGUGGCACUUGUUCUUUCACCCAUAUUUCAUUAGAGUUUUGUUAGCUGCUCAGUCAGAAUUUUGCUUCCCAUUUUUAGUACUUCUCAUUGAAUUCUGUCACCAUCAGGAGCUUUCCCCUCUUUGAGGCUUUUGAAACCUGCCUUAAUUUUGUCGGGUGUUGUUGGUCCUUCUUCUAGAUGUUGAAAAUGUGUGAAGAACAAGCCAGACAAUGGAAAUAACAUUUCCAUUCCAUAUUAAAUUGUCCAGAGCUGAUAAUCAUACACAGGUUCAAAGAUACAUGGACCAAUCAUCUGAUUUGAUAUGGCAGUCACAAUAUUCCCAUAUGAUGACAGAAUAACUGAAUUACAUAGUAUUUGUUUUAGGUUUCAGAUAAUAAAAAAAAAACUUUGUUUAUACACGUAGGGCCCAAUCCAUUUAAGACAAUGGUAAAACUCCUAUUGACAUCAAUAGAAACAGGAUUGGGCCCAUAUAUAUUCUAAUGAAGCUUAAUGCACAUAUUAUAAGAAAGGAACUCAAUUGUUUUCUCUUUGUCACUCAUGUGCAAUAGUAUAUAUCUUUAAAUGUUUUUCAAUGGGCAUAAAGAAUCUUUAAAAAGUUAAGAUACUUAAGUACAGUAUAAUCUCUCUCUCUCUAAAAAGGUAUUUUUCAUAAUCAAACACUUCCUGUCAUUUUACUUUAAAUGUAUCAAUCUAUUGUCCCAUGAAUUUGUUUUGAUCACUAAACUUUCAAACAUGGCUAUUGUACUAAAUAGUGUUUGAAAAAAAUCUAUUGUUUUUUUUCCUGAUCUUUGUUGUCAGCCUAUAGUGCAGUGGUUUUCAACCUUUUUUUUAUUUUCCAAGAUCCCUUUGGAAAUCUUAGACAUAGUCAGUGGACCCCCAGGGGUUCACGGACAACAGGUUGAAAACCACUGUUCUAAUGAUAACCUUUUGCAGACUGUUAAAGUCUGCGUACCCCCAGAGAUCCGUAGACCACAGGUUGAAAACCACAGCUAUAGUGUAAUGUUUGUAAGUACAGUAAUACUUUGCUGCACCUGUGGUCCACUCCACCUAGUGAUUGCAGAGACUAUAAUUAGGUGAAAAAUACAAUUUUAUCUUUAUUUUCUAAAAAGAUGAUUAUAAAACUGCCACGAUCAGGCCGGAUUUAGAGGCAGACAACCCAUACAACUGCCUGGGGUGCCAGGCUUGGGGGGCGCUGGACUCAGAGUGCUGUAAGGUAUUCAAAAGUUUAACAAAUGGAGGUUGGGAGUACCAAAGACACUCCACGCCUGUGGCACCAUUUCAUCUAGGGCUUGCCGUGAUUACACUGCCUAAAUAUAACUAAUGGUAAUACCAAAGUUCUCUGCUUACACUAAUGAAAAGGCUUCUUGUGAUUAAACAAGCACUACUGGAGAAGUAAAGUAUACUCACUACAGUAAAUAUAAAAUGUUAGACUAAUAUCAAAUGCUAGUCUUAGUUUGCAGCAGACAAUAUGAUCAAUGCUAGGAAAAGGAUUGCUACUGAGUAAUAUAUACAGCUAGUAGAGAACUGAUAUGCAACCAAAAGCAACAUUCUGAACUUUUCCAUUUCUAAACCACACCAUUUUGCCCUACACUAUUAAAUGAAAUUAUCUUUACUUCAGUUCUUUUAGUCUGACAAGAUAACUGAAAAGAGAUGUAGUGCCAUUAAUGCAAUUUACAUCAAUCUGUAUUGUUCUGUAGCAGAGUUAAAAAAUAGAAGAAUUUAUUCCAGAUAACAAACGAUCUUGAUUAAGAAAAGCAUUUAUUUGCUCAAGAUGAAUGUUAAAGGUAGACGCAAGAAGUCCUAUAAUGCUAAAUCUUCUCUAGUGCUUCAAAUUCCACUGACGGCACUUUUUGGCUCAGGGACAGUCAGAAUAAAAAUUAUUUUAAUCAACGUUUUAGACGUCAGCAAAAUAUCUAGGAUGUACGGGGCCGGGGUUUGAAGGUGCAAAGGUUUCAAUAUAACUAAAAAAUCUUCGGUCAUUCGUAAAAUCAUUAGUAUUAAGUGUUUAUUAUUUUGAUUCUCUUAAAUCAACUAAUGAUUUGCAGAAUCCGCUGUCAUCGCCUGUUGCCAGAGGGAGAACCUGUCAAACUGUAUUUCCCCAGUUCCCAGGAAGGUGGGAUCCCUUAAUCUCUGGAGGCUCCAUUCCACUCCGUCUGGUGACCUUCAGUGUGGAGAAGGGAAGGAAAAGAAGCUGCAUCAACCUUGGGCAGCUCAGUGAAUUUUCACAGCAGCCUGGCUCUAGCUCGAGCAUGCUCAGUGCAGCGCUGACCUACUUUUGCGGGCCGAAGUCUGGAGAGCGCUGGCUGCCGUUCCGCAGAGGCAGAAGGAGCCGGCGGUGCUGCUGUCUUCUGGGGUCGCGCUUGGAAUGUUGCGGCACCCCAGCGUUCCACAACCGAACGUCCGGACGCCGCCGUGUCGCUCCAUCGAGCGCAGCCCGGGUUGCUUGCAACACGCUACGUAGGGAGCACGGGUUACAGCCGCAGCGGCGGAGCCACCUCUGUGAGCGUUUCUAUCGGGCUUCGGUUCGGUUUCUUCUCUGUGUUCCAGCGCGGUGAAGGCAAAAGGCUCCGUGGCAACCCGAGGCGCAACACUGAAGUAGGAGAGCAUCGUGGGGAGCAGAGAUCUCGGGCCCGGGCGAUCGCACUGAAAGGCUAAGUGGCGAAGAGGAGGGUUGGCUCACCUGGGAGAGAGGCAUCGGGCUGGAGGAUUUUUUUCUUAAAUGUAAAUCUUCGUGGAUCAAGGUAAAACUUUCCUGUGAUUUGCUCAGCUUAGAAGGCUGCAUUCAACAGACAAUUCCCUAACCCAGCUGUCUUCUGAGCAGCCUACUGAAGAAAGAUGAACAUGCUGAACAACCACUACUUUUUGAACUUCUUGCCUACCACACUUUUUCCCUACCUUUUCAUCUUGUUAGCAGCUUUGACAGCUGCUGAGGAUGUGACUAGUAGCAUUUUAAAUCACACUGACAUGAACUUGGGAUCUGUACCUGUGAUUAUCUCCAUAGUUGAUCAUAUUACAGUCAAGGAAGGGAAGAGUGCCUUGAUUGACUGCAAUGUCCAAGGAAAUCCUGCUCCACGGUACAAAUGGUACAAUUCCAAUGGUUGUUUGCUGAAGGAAGAAGAGAACAGUGGAAAAUGGUGGUUUCUUGACAAUGGGCUACUGAACAUUACCAGCGUGUCUUUUGACGACAGAGGUAAAUACACAUGUGUUGCUUCUAACAUCUAUGGCACUGUGAAUAAUACUGUGACUCUGAGGGUCGUCUUUACCUCCGGAGAUAUGGGGAUCUAUUACAUGAUUGUCUGCCUCGUAGCUUUUACCAUUGUUAUGAUCUUGAACAUUACCAGGCUGUGUAUGAUGAGCAGCCAUCUGAAGAAAACUGAGAAAGCAAUCAAUGAGUUUUUCAGAACAGAAGGAGCAGAGAAACUACAAAAAGCCUUUGAGAUUGCUAAGCGUAUCCCAAUCAUCACCUCAGCCAAAACGCUUGAGCUUGCCAAAGUAACCCAGUUCAAGACCAUGGAAUUUGCUCGCUACAUUGAGGAACUUGCCCGAAGUGUUCCUCUGCCACCUCUCAUCAUGAACUGCAGGACUAUAAUGGAAGAAAUCAUGGAGGUGGUUGGCUUGGAAGAACAGGGACAGAACUUUGUACAGCAAGCCGCAGAAGGCCAGGAGUCUACUGAUGGAGAGGAUAUGUUUAUGAUCCCUAAUGCACUAAAGCGCAGCGACUCUCUCACAGCUGACUCUGAGGCAUCAUCACUGCAUGAACAACCACAGCAGAUUGCGAUAAAAGUGUCAGUUCAUCAGCUGUCCAAAAAGGACUGUAUAGAUGACCAGUCACAAGACUGUGUGCAAUCAGAAAUUAAGGAAGAAGAGAUUCCUCAAACACCAGCAUCUCCUACUGAUCCAAUUCCUGAGCCUUCUACUGAACUAAACUCCAAUGAUAUAGCAUUGGCAACUGACAAAAAUACGUGUUUUAUUUAUGAAAGCCAUGUAUGAUAAUUACUCUGUUAAUCUAUGCAUAGUAAGAAGAAUCAGGUGGAGCUCCUUUAAAAAUAGAUAUUGUACUUGCCGCUAAGCCUUAUCUGGAGACUAUCAUAGAAAAAGCAUGCAUGUGGAUUAUUUGAUAUUUUCUUCUCUGAGUUAAUUUUUCUAUGAUGUAUGACAGAGUAAUUACUAUUAUAUUAAUACUAAUUGCUCUUUUUGGUUUAGGAUUUUUUUUCAGAAACAUUUACCUCAGCAAUUUCUAGGUUGUCAUCAUCUUCAGUGACCUCCUGGAAGUCAUUUGUAGUGCUAAAGACACUUAGACUUACUAAACAUAAAGCUGUUCUUCAUUUUUCUCCUUUUGCUUCCUCCCUUCCAUCUGCUGCAUUUUUGUGAAACUGUUCCCAAGAAUUUGAGACAUUGCCCAGGAGGCAGGAUUUCAGUUGCCAAAUAAAAUCCUAGUUAGAUCCCAUUUACCAAGCAUCUUUGCCAAGCUGCAUUGUGAAUUAAAGAAGGUUAAAUGUGUCUUUUUCAUUUGAGACCAUUUUAUUUAUGUUUAGACAUUGGGGAAAUAGGUUCCCCUACCCCUUAGGCUGAAGAAGCCAAUAAGUGUUCAUUCACACAGAUGAUAUACAGUGUAUUUGUUUCUACAGAAGAGAAAGCACUUUAUUUGUCAGAAGGCUACAGUACAAAUACUGAGUAGAUUUUUUUCAUAUAUUUGAACAUCUGUUGAUUUUACCAGAAGUUUAUAUUGAGAAGGACUGUGGGUGUCCAAAAUGUAUUGUCUUGUUUUUCUUACAUGGUAGAAAUAAAUGGAACCAGGUGAUUUUAUAUAACCUGUCAGGAGUAUAGAUUCAGUAAAAGUAUUGUAACCUCCAGUAUUUUGUUGCAGGUGAGGCUGAAGUGGUAAAAGAUCCUUGUUUAUCAGGAUUUCCUUUUUAGCAAUGUAGUUUCCUGAUGAACAAACACAAGUGCAUCCAUAAUCAUAAUCUUUUUAAUCUGGCUAUGAGUCAAAAAAUUAGUCAAAUACUUGCUAUUAAGUCAUAAUGGUCGCCUCAGUGCAUAAAAAUGGACAGUGAUCACAAACUAUAUUACGAUAGUACAAUUGAUUUGCUAUUUUAAAAAAUCCUCAUGAAAUUGAGAUCUCCUGGGGUGAGGGGGUUAACUGAUCUAAGCAAAUAUUACUCCAUCUUUAUAUAGCUUUCAUAAUCAUGGCAAGUGGGGCAUAUGUCUGUCAUUGGAGAUUUUCAAGAGCAGGUUAGCCAAACACCUGUCCAGGAUGGUCUAGAUAAGACUUAGUCCUUCCUUAGUGCUGAGGACUGGACUAAUAGACCUCUUGAGGUCUCUUCCAGUCCUACGAUUCUAUAAUAUUAGGAUCAUGGAGUUAUGCUAGGAUAUUAAUGAACUGCAGAGGUGGGGGAGGGAAGGGGGAUAGUGUCUAUUUCAGAAGUACUGUAAUAUUAUGCACUACUGGAUGAGCAUGGAAAGAGAUCACUUACAAGGAGGAAUUUGUGCAUGAUGAACAGUAGGUUAUUUAAUCAUCUGAUACACAUUUCACUUGGAACUGCUGAGCAGACCAUGGUCUUCUCACUUUGGAGAAGGGCUACCAUGCAUUAGAUCAAGUGUUACAAAUAACCUGGAGUCUCUUAAUCCAGAGUGUUGUGGAGAGAGAAUUCAUUUAGACUGCUGAGAAACUGGUGAGCACAGGCCACCCAGACAUUUCUCAACAGCUGUCACAGCUAGUACAACUUUGAGCAGUGCUGAUGUUUGGCUUGGAGAAGAUCAGAUAAGUUCAUUGCAUAAAUAGUUGGGGGCAAACAAGGUCACUGAAACUGCAGCCAUCAGAAAUGGAUAACAAUGGUGGUGGUGGCCCUGAAUGGAGUGUGGAGUUUCCUCAGGAUCCAGUUCAGUUACAAAUCGACUGAGAUACACUGAGCUAGCUAAGAUAUGCACCCACCCCCACCUGGAAAAUGUCCCUUUCCUUACGUUUCUACGGCCAAUGAGUAUGAAACAAAAAAAGAGAGGCCCAAUUGCACUAAUUUUUUUUAGGGUGCAAUCAUCUGUAUGUGCAAGUUAUAGCCAUUUAGAUGCCUAGCUACUUGAUUGCACCCAGUAGUCAGGAAAUUUGACAUCUAAAUGUGCACUUUCACAAACAGAAAUAUGCUGGGGUAAGGCCUCUUUAAAAUUAGCCCCAAAUGUAUAAGUAGUUGCAGUUAUGUGAAACAAAUCUAGACCACACUGUGCAGAAGAGGAGACAGGAGCGUGUUAGAAAGAUGUUUAUCAUGACCUGUGAGAGUGAAAGUGCUCACCAACUGAAACACACUGUAAGCUGUUCAGUCUGAAGUACAUUUUUGUUUUAUGUUCUUAUCCCUUUUGCUUUAAAUCACUUAUUUGCUCUUGGUUAACAAAAAGGAGAUUUUACAUAAAGCAAGGCUGGAAGUGUGCACUGAGUUCUUUUAAUUUGUCUUAAUUAUUUAUACGAAAGAGACAUAUUGAUAUUCCUAAUUGUUUAAUGUUUAGCAAAAAAUGGUUUCAUACUAUAAAGUGACUUGCCUGUUGCUCAGUGAAAGUAAUUUUCUCAUGAAGAGCCACACUAUUCUUCAAAGCAGAAUGCUAUAAAUUUAGGAAGAGAUUACUCCUCGAGUUUGUGAGCAACUCUGGACUGCAAGUAUGUCAUCUCUUGAGUUCAUACGGGCCCCACAAAGCGGCUUAGGUUCCUAAGCCCCCAGUUUUAAGCACCACUGCCAUCUACAAAAUCCCCUCUCAGCUGCCACCUAACCCUGGAGGCAAAGAGAUUUAAAAAAAAUCAAUAUUUUGAAACCAAAAAAAUCAAACUUAUUUAAAUUAGAUAUUUUGUAUUUAAAUUAAAUGCCGAUUUAUUUUUUUAAAUUAAACCUAUUUAAAAAUAAAUUUGAAAGUGACAACCUAUGUUGAGGGCUAAAAUUAUUAUAAGCUAUUAAAACCAUUUAAAUAUAAAAAUAUUAAGCAUUACAUGUUACCUGCCAAGUUUUCAAGAAAAGCAUAGCCAGUAACUUCCACCAGUUCGUGGGUAAAAGCCCCUGCAACCAGAGUUUGUGGAAAUACUAAACCAGCUUCUGACAGCAGUAGCCUCUUCGGCAGUUGCAGAGAGAAUAUUUUCCUCAUUUCAGUUUAUUCAGCUAGUUAAAUUCAAUGACUAAUUCAUUCAAAGUUAAGAAACCAAUUGGAAGUUGAAAAAGCUGGAAGGCUUGUUUACCCUCUCCUACUCGAAGAAUAAAAACUAGGUGUGAGACAAUGAGAUCUACUAGUUCUAAAAUUUCAAAGGGCAUGGUGACUAGAAACAAUCAGUUCAGUUCAUUAACUACAGAUCAUAUUUCCUUUCUUUAAUAAAUCAGUUUUAAAUGCAAAACAUGUUUUGAUAAACUUUUUUCUUGUGUAUUCAGCACUCUUAAGGUAGUUUUAUUUAAUAAAAACGUUAAAAUGCUGUUUUAGUGCAUUUUUAGUUAAAUUUCAAUUUCCAUCCAAAGAGAGCUUGAUACACAUCACAAGUAAAAAAAAAAAAUUAAUCUGGUAAAUAAGAGAUGCAUCUUUCACCAUUUUCUAAUAUGAUAAAAUAUUUAAAAAUUAAGAAUCUGAAUAAAUGUAAACUAAACUAUAUACUUGUUUAAAUAAAUAUGUAUAGAUAUAUUACAUCCUACUGGUUAGUAAAAAGAAGCAAAGAUUAUAUUUAGUUACAAAUAACGUGUUUUAAUAGUACUAACUAACGAGAAUCACCCUUUCUUUAGGAAAAUAAUUAAAAAGUACAAAUGCAAAACACGAUUUACAUUAAUUAUUUAAAUCAAGGUUUUCUGCUUGGUGAUUUAAACCAUGAUUAAAAUUGGUGCUAUAAAUCACUUUGAUUUAAAUCAAUCCACCUUGCCUGUAGACACCUAAAGUCCUAAUGUAAAAGUUCCUUAAGAGCCUGAGGGCUUGUGUAUACUGCAUGGUAAAUCAGCACUGCUGUGAUCAAUGCAGCGGCAUCAAUUUCGUGGGUCUGGUGAAGAUGCGAUGAGUUGCUGGCAGAGCGCUCUCCUGUUGACUUCAAUACUCUACCCUCCCCCAGAAGUGCAAUGUAACUUACAUUGACUUCAGCAGCAGUGUAGACCAGGCCUAAAUUUCUGCCUCUGGGCAUUGGAUGCCUGCUAGAGCAGCAGUGCACGACACCCAUCUCACUCCUAAGCCCCAGUGCAUUCCUCAAACCAGAUGGCGAUGGGCAGAGCAAUGCCUAUUCCAUUUCAAUUCCCCCCUGAUGAGGAGAGGGGGGUUUGAACAGGGGUUUCCCAUCUCAGUGGGCUAUGGGAUAUUCCAAUGUGAGUCUCAAUGUCUUGUUGAAGCUGUUCCACUUUGUAUUAAAUAUUAAUUAGGCCACCGGGGGAGGAAAUGACUCUGUAGCCCAGUUAUCAGGGCAUUCAUGACAGAGGUAGGAGACCCCUAUUCAAAUCUCUUUUCCUUCUCGGCGAGCAGUGGGAAUUGACCCUGGUCUCCCACAUCUUACCCUAAUCACUGCUGGCCUAACGGUUAUGGUGGAGGCCACCUCCUCCACCCCCCCACCCCCCCGUUGUUUUGUUUGGAGCUAAGCAGCAGACAUUCUUGAAAGAAACAGUUUAGGCACCUAAGCCACCUUCCUCUAAGAGAGGUUCCCAGUUGUGGAUUGUUAGCUGAGAUAGGCGCCUCUCUCCAGUCCAGGCUUAAGCUAUGCCCAACUCAUGAAGUUCAACAUCUAAGACACCCAUUAGAGGGGUGUAUCUCCCAUUGGCUAUCUUAGGCAGCUCACACCUAGCAUGCUGGCUUUUGUGGAUCCCAUUCUCAAGCACCUAUAUCCCCCAUGCAUCAUAUAGAGAGCCAAGGCCCUGACUCCUGCUUUGUGGAUUCCAGUGAUUUUUUUAGGCACCUUAAUGUUAGGCAUUGUGAUACCUAAGUCCCUUGAGGAUCCAGGCCACAGUGUCUAGCACAGUGGAGCUCUGAUCCUGAUUAAGGCCCCUAUUCUCUCCUGCAAUGUGUUCAAUAAUAAUUAUUACUAAAUUAUAAUAGUAGGAGGCCAAAUAACCCCAUGAUUUCCAGCAAAAUAUCAAAAUAAAAUCUAUACUUCAAGGAAAUUUAUAUUUUUUUCAAAGGGCUGGACCAUGCAAAGUGAAUAAUGAAGCACAGCCUUUAAAGUGCACAGUGAACCAAUUCUUAUCUAAAUUGCUUGGAUCUGAUGCUAAGACAGGCAUAAUAAGUGAAUUUCUGGCCCAUUUACAUCAAUAGGAGUUUUGACAUUGGAGCUAGGAUUUCACCUAAUUAAACCUUAAAGUUCAGAGAUGAUGCUGGUUCAAUCAAUGUAAUCUGAAGGCUCUCUUUCCCUAUGCAUAAAAAUGUUUAAAAGGUAAAUAUAACUUUUUGGGGCAUCUAAUAGUUUGGUCAUAGUUAAUGCGUUACUUGGUUGAAUGAAAAAAUAGUUUUAUGUGGGAAAAAAUGUAGGUUUGUAAUAGUUCUGUUUUAAAUAUUUUCUCUCUAUUUUCAUAUAGGUGGAGUAAUCUUCAGUAUCUUUUUGGAUCUAUUGCAUUACACCUAUAAGCAUAAUGUUUAGUAAAUGCUUUUAAGCACUCAUUUUGCAGUAGUGAUGUGCCAAACAAGGUCUGAAGAUCUCAUUCUACCUCUUCCUCCUAGCCUAUUUAAUCAUAAUCUAUCUCAAAUAAACUGUGUUUCAUAAUAUGAUGAAAGAAUAGCAUUUGGAAAUAGCUAAUAUAAAUGUUUCGAUGGAACCAUAAUUAUAUUUGUAGUAUUUACAUAACUUUAAUUUAUAUCCAGGAUAGGUUCAUCACACACCUUAGGCACUUAAGGGGAAUAGGAGUGAUACAUUACCUAUAAUUUGGCCUAGGCACACCUUUUUACACUAUUAUUAUUUGUUAAGCAUCCGUGUGUUUAGUACCAUACAACACUCAAAAUGCGGAAAGUCCCUGUUCAGACAAAAUUAUGUUCUAAACAUAUCAUGCAGAGUAAUCCAAUUUUAGAAUGAAAUAAGGGGAUCUUGUGUUCUUAAUGCAGCUACACCCUUCAUGGUCAUCCCUAUGUGUCAAGAACUGAAAGUAUUUGUAACAUAUAAUCAGGGUUUCCUGACCAACUUUGCAAAAGUAAGUUACCUACAUACUGAUUUAGAAUAACUCGUUUUUAAAAAAAGCAGUAAUACCCAGUGAUGAAUUCAGAGAGAGUUGGAAGUUGUUACCAAGAAUAUACUGGCAAAUCACUAUUUAAAGUGUUGGUCUCCUUGGUAUCGAUCAUACUUUGUGGGACUGCUGAAACUUUCUUAGAUGCAAAGAAAAUGCUUGCUCUAAAUUACAAGUUAUAUUUCAGUAAUUCUGGAAGUUUUCUUUUUUUAAUGUUACAACAAAUGUAAAAGACCUAUGAAUGUGUUCUGCUGAUCAGAAGCAUAGUUACUGUAUUUUGCUUUUAAGAACUGUCAAUUCUAAGAUUUUCGCAGCCAUAAAUCACAAAGAGAAACCAGUUCAUGCUAAAGUGGCAAAAAAAUGUGAUCUAGCUUGUAAAUUGAUCAUUGUUUCAAUAAAGAAUUUUCACAGAGUA